This is a messenger RNA of Drosophila takahashii, 3387 nucleotides long. Its product is annotated as CDK5 and ABL1 enzyme substrate 1. Gene Ontology annotation, biological process: regulation of cell cycle. Lineage: Eukaryota; Metazoa; Arthropoda; Insecta; Diptera; Drosophilidae. The record is from RefSeq and is a predicted model, not a curated record.
GAAUUUUUUGUAAGCCCGUCUGCUGAUGUUUUCGUCGCUGCGGCCAAUAAUUUGAUUUUCAUACCGUUUGCGUAUUCCGCAGAGUCCACUUAACGCGCUCGAAAAAUCGCAAAAAACACAAGUAACCGGAUCGGCCGAGAAGUUUUCGUAAACACACUUUAGUUGGCCUGCAUUUUGCAUAAUUUACGCAACGAAGGCAACUGCGUGAGUGCACCACACACACACACGAGCACAGCGGCGCGAAAGAGAGCGAAGAGAGUGAGGAGCGCAGGCGAGUUGGCAGCCAAAGGCGAAAAAUCAAAGUCUGUCGAAAAUCCACUAUAUAAAUAGCCCAAAAUGACGCGCUUGAAACAUUUCUCAGCAUAGAAACGACCAUCAAUCGACUAAAGAUUAAAAUAACACCCAACGACCGGGCAAAAGGAAACAAAGUGCCAAAGCAACGCAACGACGCAUAAACGCUAGUUAGUAAAAGUGCAUAAAAUUAAUAAAAUCUAUUUCUUUCUUUCGCCAAUAAAAAGUGAUUUAAAUCUGUCACCAUGUCGCGUUCAAGUAGUUUGUUUUUCAACUCGUCUGCCAAGUUAGAGACUAAAAAACUUAAUUGAUUCGACUGAAAAGUGUAAGAUAAAGCAGGCAGAAGAGAGUAAAAAUAUAAAAGAAAUCCCAAUCGAAACCAGUUUUGUGCAGAAGAAUCGCGAAGAGUGUUCCAGAAAAGUGCAACCACACAUUCCCAACACAGUAUAUAAUUUACUAAAGUAAUAUUUAGCUAAAGCCAGGGACUCGACCCACGCCCACACCACCCACUUCGGUUAAUCUCUCUUGGUUAUUAAGGGUUAAUCGCCUAAUGGCAAGUUCGCUCAACAAGACGAGACACAGGCGCAGACUGGCUGCGAUCUCGUUCCUAUCGAAUAUCUCGUUAGAUGGCACCCAUCGGGACACCAAAUUCGGCGCAACAUUCGGCAGCAGCCUGCUCUGCAACCAGAAUAAGAACCCAUCAUCGCUGGGACUCGGCUCGGGGGGCUUUCAUCCGCACUAUCAGCAGCACCACCAUCAGCGCAGCCACUCGGCGACGCACCACAACCACCAGAAGCGGCAUCAUCCGCAGCAGCAGCAGCAGCAACAUUCGCAACAGCAGCAGCAGCAACAGCAGCAGCAAAACCAUCAGCAACAGCAACAUCAGCAGCAAAAUGGCUCCCUCUGUUCGCCGCUCCUCUGCAGCGCCGAUGUCCACAUGGGCAUCGAUGGCGGCAUCGGGAUCGGCAUCGGACUGGAGGACGGCACCGCCGGCGCCAGCGAUGGGGACGGGCAUUUUAGUGAAACUGAAAAUAUGGGUCAAUACCUGAUGAACGUCCUGCCGGCCGCCGACCACAAUCGCAGCAGCGUUGUGCCGGCCGAGAGACGCAACAUAAAGCGGCCGACCUCGUCGGGUCGUCAGAACCACCAGGUUCCGGGCAGUGGCAAUAUGAGCAUUAAGCUUCAACAGCAGCAGCAGCAGCAACAGUUGCAGCAAAAGUUGCAGCAGCAACAGCGGCAGGCACGGAGUUGCACCGCCGGCAGCGGAGGAUCGGGUGCCGAGAGCGGCAGCGAUUCGGACAGCGUCAAGAUACCGCUCAAGGUGUCCAAUCUGGGCAGCGGCGGUGGCGUCGCCGGGGGAGCGGGCAGCAAGCUUUUGCCGCUAAGGGAACGCACCUUCAGCAAUGGGGCAAGCGAUCAGAACUUGCAGCCGGAGAGGAGGGCGCGUUUGAAUACGGCGCCGGGGAUGCGGGCGGGCUCCAAUUCGAGCAUUGCCAUGGGAGGCGGUCUGAAACGCACCUAUGUCUUGAGCGGAUCGAGCGUUAGCCACAUCACCGAUGACAGCAGCACCGAGAGCCUGACUCCGGCGGGCAACUUUGCGGGCAGCUUCCGGAACAGCCUGAGCAAGUCGGUCCAGAUCAGCGAUAGCCGGCGAGGAACCUCCGGCCAGGCUUUGGGAUUGGGACAAGGCCGGGAUGAGCGAAUGGUGCUGGUAUCGCGCAAGAUUCCGUUCUUCAUCUUCUCAUCGCUGCCCUAUUACAAGGGCAAGAAUGGAAGAGCUGAGUUUCGCAAAGAGGAUCGUCGUCGUCGGAAUCCAUCCACUUCACGUCCCUUGAGUUCCAUUAAUGAUGCACCCUUCGAUCCAUUUGAUUUGCUGGGAAUACAGAAGGCCGAGAGUGGUCAGGACAUUUCAUACGGCCAUUUGCUGAUACCUUCACGUCAGUACGAAAAGGAGCGGAAAAAGCAUGGCAAUGCAUCGGCGAAUCCUUCCAUCUUCGAGAAUCAAAUGGAGAUCACGGGCACAGCGGCGCUCAAAAAUCAUGGCAUUGCGAGCACAAAAACCAUAACCAAACGUCAAGGCAAAUGGUGUUUCACGUAUGAGAACAACAACCGAAACAAUGCAACAAGUCCGACGCCAGAUAGCAAGUUGGAUUUGGACAUUGAGAGCGUUAUCCUGGCCGGAGAUUCAGCACGCAACCAGCAGUACUCGGCCAGCAUCUUGGACGAUCCGGAGUUAAUUGCCGGAAAGCAUCGCACUCUGUUGACCUUCACUUCGUACAUGACCUCGGUCAUCGACUAUGUGCGUCCUUCGGACCUGAAGAAGGAGUUGAACGAUAAGUUCCGCGAGAAGUUCCCAACCAUCCAGCUAACGCUGAGCAAGCUGAGAAGCAUUAAGCGGGAGAUGCGCAGGAUCAACAAACUGGACUCGCGCAUCGAUCUGGUGACCAUUUCGCAAGCGUACGUGUACUUCGAGAAACUCAUCCUGGCCAAUCUGAUCAACAAGAGCAACCGCAAGCUGUGCGCCGGCGCCUGUCUGCUGCUCAGCGCCAAGAUGAACGACGUGAAGGGCGAUGCCCUCAAGAGCUUGAUCGAGAAGACGGAGAGCGUGUUCCGGCUGAAUCGCAAGGAGCUGAUCUCGUCGGAGUUCGCUGUGCUGGUGGCGCUGGAGUUCAGCCUGCAUGUGAAUCGGCACGAGGUCCUGCCGCACUACCAGCGGCUGCUCUACGAGUCCUAGGAGUGGCCCAAGCGCUGCGCCGAGAAGAGCUUCUUGGCGGCAGCGCAGGCGGUACAGCAGUUGUGUCGCAAGGGCAGUCGCAAGUAGGAGGCGUUCGUACUUAUAGCAUACUUUCGGGUGUCGGGUUUGCAACGAUCAUAAUAUUAUUGCCUAGGCUUAAGGAGUAGCUACAUAAGAUUUGCUAAAACGGUCAAAAAAAAAAAAAACAAAAUGAAAAACACAAAAAUAUAUUUCACAUAUACGAUUAUCCCCUUUCCCCUGGUUUUUAGACUCAUAAGUGUUUAUGUUUACAUAUAUUUUCUUGGGUUUCUGUUAUAGACAUUUCAAAAAUGAAUAAACUAAAGUUAACCAAACGAACCCCA